GAAAUCAUUGAAGAGAUAAAUAUUUACCUGCUUCGGUGCCCAAAUACUUUCUGUCAGUGAUUGAAGAGUUAGCACUUUUUUUAUAUUGCGCGCUAUCGCGCAAUUCAGUGACGAGAAAGAUGCGAAUUGUAUGAGAAAAUCUUAUUGAGUCUCCGCGUCGUAGACUGUGACGUGCACGACAUGAAAGAUGAAAAAAAGAGCCUAAUUUUAGGCCCGCGUUUUCACAUUCUCCCAUUUUUCAAACGAUUCAUCAAACGACUGAUCAAUUCUCGUGUUUUUUUCCUCAAUUUAUCUCAAGCCUCAGUCGAUUAUCUUGAGACCGGAAACCUGAGAAAUCAAGUUUACCGUAGAAAGUGGGUAGGCCGACUAUAGUUUGCCCCACAUUCGGUCAAACUAAUCGGCAGCACGUAACACGAGACGUGGCAGAGCCUUGACACGUUCUAGACCCACCGUAAUCACAUUUUUUCGAAAAUGCUGUUGUCGUGGAAUUCAAUAUGGUGACUGAAUUCUUCUAACAAGAUCCAAGCAUCGAUCGGAUGUGAAAAUAAGGAAUGAAACAGCCACGGAAAAAUGAUGGAAAGCCUAUUUUCUCAUAAUUUGAGAAUUCCUAUUUCCUCAUAAAAUGUUUCUCCUCGAUGUGAAAACGCACUGAUUGUGAGUCAAACCACGCGUGAGUAAGUCAGCAUAGCGUAUCGAAAGGAAAACAAAGCAGGGAACGCCGAUCACACGACGAAUGUCUAGUUCCAAAUCGAGCAAACGAAAACAAAGUCCACUAAGCAUAAUAAUCUUUCGUGCGAAAUCGAACAACUGACAUUGUUCCUCAAUAUUCUAUCAGCAGUCUCGCGCUCACCAUGAUGUAUGGCGAAGGCAAAAUCAAGCUAGGUGAACCCCGCGAUUCGAUUUUGAAUUAUUGAUUUUUUAUUUGUACGUUGAAUAGUCAGCCGUGGAGUGAAGUAUGAACAGUGAGUGUGGCGAACCAAAAGUUUGAAUUCGUACUGAACGCAAACGAGAUACCGACACUCAUAUUGUGUCGCAGCCACAAGGAUCCUGCGACAGCAUAAAUUGCCCUCAUCGCUUUUCCAACCAGCGGAUUCCCGACGAUCGAAGACGUGCACCAAGUGUCUUCUCCGGGCCACCAAAUACUUCUCUAUCACGGACCGCCUCGAGAAUUCACCUCUCAGACAUGGGGCUCGACUUCCUCGCAGACGGAAGUGCCGACUUCGAGCAUGCCAUCACCGUAGCAGGUUUCGGCAAGUUUCACUACAUGCUUCUGGCCAUAUGUGGACUCAUAUACAUGGACACCGCCAUUGGGGUUACGAUAAUAUCGUUCGUUUUGCCAGCGGCUCAGUGCGAUCUCCAAAUGGAUUCAACCUCAAAAGGAUGGUUAACAGCGUCGCCGAUGCUGGGUAUGGUGAUUGGAUCCUACAUUUGGGGAUGCCUGGCUGAUACCAAAGGCCGUAAAGUUGUGCUGAUAACGACACUGAUGCUCGACGGACUGGUCGGCAUCGCCUCGUCCUUCGUCCAAUACUUUUGGGUCUUUUUGGUCUUCCGAUUCUUCAAUGGAUUCGCUGUGACCGGCGCAAUGGGCAUUUGCUUCCCCUAUCUUGGCGAAUUCCAACCAACCAAGUACCGCGAGAAGAUUCUCUGCUGGAUGGAAAUGUUUUGGACCGUAGGCGUUAUAGUUUUGCCACUUAUAGCUUGGCUGAUCGUACCUCUCGACUUUACGUAUCAGUCGAACACGUUUUACUUCAAAUCAUGGAAUCUCUUUGUCGCACUAUGCGCUCUGCCCUCUCUGAUGCUGUCUCUGUGGCUGUUCGCCUUUCCGGAGAGUCCGAAAUUUCUUCUCGAAUGCGGUGAAACUGAUGAGGCAUUAGAAGUUUUCAAAUGGAUUUAUUCUCAGAAUACUGGAAACGACCCUGCUACAUAUCCGGUAAAAUCACUCCAAGAAAAACCAAAUCCCAAAGACAAGAGUACGAGAUCAUUGAAGCUCCACAAAAGAAAAGACCUCAAAGUAUUGUGCGCCGAAGUGUGGGAUCUUACAAAAGCUUUGUGUCGACCACCCUAUCUCCAAAACACACUUCUCGCCUGUGCCAUCCAAUUUGGCCUGACGAGCAGUUACUACACCCUCAUGGUUUGGUUCCCUGAACUUUUCACCAGGUUCGAAGAAUUCGAAUUGGAUUAUCCUGGUGAAUCGACCUCGGUGUGCAUCGUUUCCUCACUUCCGCAAAAUACUACGGCUCUCGUGGACGUUUCGAGUCCGGAGUGCGUCACAGUCAUAACAGAUUCGGUCUAUCUUCACACUGUGUACAUCGGUCUCGCCUGCAUACCUGGCUCAAUCAUUUUACCGAUCUUCAUUCACAAAGUUGGCGCCAAAGUAUUUCUCAUUGUAUCCCUCGUUAUUUCCGGUGCUGUUACCGUUGGUUUCUACUACGUCAUCAACUCGACUCAAAAUCUUAUACUUUCCUGCAUCUUCGAGGCUCUAACGUCCCUGGGAAUAUCGCUCCUUUAUUGCGUCAUAGUUGACAUGUUUCCAACCAAUUUGAGAGUAAUGGCUGCUGCUUUAUCACUCACUAUGGGUCGACUCGGAGCACUGGUCGGUAAUCUCCUCUUCGGAUAUCUCAUCGAUCUCGCCUGUGUAGUACCAGUCGUCAUAUUUGCUGCUUUCCUAUUUAUUUGUGGAUUACUGUCGUUCUUCCUACCGAGAACUGGAAAGGAUACGUUGGAUUAAAAAUUUUGGGCGAUUCACGACGUGAAUUGUUCUACGGUGAAUGACUUUUAGAUCUCAAAAGUUCCUUUAGGUGAAAAGGUCUCAAAAAUGUCAAGCUUUUUGGGCUCAAAACCAUAGAAUAUGGUGAAAAAAAAACUGCGAAAAUCGCUACCUGCAAUGAAACCUCGAACGUACUUCAUAAGAUAAUCGAUUAAGUAUCUAAGUGUAAAUAUGUAUUUAUUUUCAAUGACGUUUAUUCCUAUUUUCUACUCGUUCAUCAGUCGCUUGUUCUCCUUUAACGUUAUUUUAUUUCUUUGACGUUGUCAAACGAUUAAAAAGGAUAAUGAUUAUGUAAAAUACCAAAUGCAAACGGGGAAAAAAUCCAUCACUGACACUAUUCUCUCAUUUUUAUUUCCUCAGAGACAUUAAUGUCAACAAUUUCAUUUAAUUAUUGACCAGUUUUUCGCUCAAAUCGUAGAGAAAAAAACAUUAUUUAAUUGCUAAAAAGAUCAUUUGAUCGCAUCUCGGAUAGAUCUAACCUCAUUACACACUAGCUUUAUUUCUCGCGCUCUUUUUCUCCUUCUCCCCCACCUCCUUCCCAUAAAAUAUCUCAUACUUACACGAGUAUUAAUUUUCUAGGAUACUAAGCCGUACUCGAAGCGUCAACUAUUGUUUUGUAACUACGAAAUUGUUACGUUACUCGACAUUCUUAUGUGUAAAGAAUUUUCAAUAGAUACGAUAAAAACUUCGAUGUAUUAGCAAACAAAUAAUUGAUUAAACACAACAAUUUACUCGAUUAA
Messenger RNA from Venturia canescens, 3507 nucleotides. Its product is annotated as synaptic vesicle glycoprotein 2B-like. The transcript is spliced from 12 exons. The record is from RefSeq and is a predicted model, not a curated record. Gene Ontology annotation, cellular component: membrane. Gene Ontology annotation, biological process: transmembrane transport. Gene Ontology annotation, molecular function: transmembrane transporter activity. Lineage: Eukaryota; Metazoa; Arthropoda; Insecta; Hymenoptera; Ichneumonidae. Bases 1184 to 2728 code for a protein of 514 amino acids.